Messenger RNA from Chrysochloris asiatica (Cape golden mole), 6026 nucleotides. RefSeq names its product thyroid hormone receptor interactor 11 (gene TRIP11). Gene Ontology annotation, molecular function: small GTPase binding. Gene Ontology annotation, biological process: Golgi organization; endoplasmic reticulum to Golgi vesicle-mediated transport. NCBI's taxonomy places the organism in Eukaryota, Metazoa, Chordata, Mammalia, Afrosoricida, Chrysochloridae. The coding region runs from base 1 to 5943 and encodes 1980 amino acids. The transcript is spliced from 21 exons. The record is from RefSeq and is a predicted model, not a curated record. Gene Ontology annotation, cellular component: Golgi apparatus.
AUGUCUUCCUGGCUUGGCGGCCUCGGCUCUGGCUUGGGCCAGUCCUUGGGUCAAGUGGGGGGCAGCUUGGCUUCCAUCACUGGCCAGAUUUCAAACUUUACAAAGGACAUGCUGAUGGAGGACACGGAGGAAUUGGAAGCAGAAUUACCUAACUCUAGGAGAAAGGACAUCGAAGCCAUUCACGCAAUCUUAAGAUCAGAGAAUGAGAGACUUAAAAAAGUUUGUAGUGAUUUAGAAGAGAAACACGAAGCAUCUGAACUUCAAAUAAAGCAGCAAUCUACAAGUUACCGAAAUCAACUGCAACAGAAAGAGGUAGAAAUCAGCCAUCUUAAAGCAAGACAGAUAGCGCUACAGGAGGAGCUGCUAAAAGUGCGGUCGGCUGCUCAGUCGGUCCCUUCAGGAUCUGGCAGGGCACCACCAACCUCUGCCUCGACGUCCUUUGGCUAUGAUGUCAGUCACCAUGCCUCAACUUUCCAUGAUGAUGACAUGGACUUUGGUGAUGUAAUUUGGUCCCAACAAGAAAUAAACAGACUGUCAAAUGAAGUCUCCAGACUGGAGUCUGAAGUUAGCCACUGGAGGCAUAUUGCUCAGACAACAAAAGCCCAAGGAACGAAUACCUCUGAUCAAAGUGAAAUCUGCAAACUGCAAAAUACCAUCAAGGAACUUAAACAGAACCGAAGUCAGGAUAUUGAUGUCCAUCAGCAUGAGAUGUCAGUGUUGCAGAAUGCACAUCAACAGAAAUUGACAGAAAUUACUCGUCGGCAUCGAGAAGAAUUAAGUGAUUAUGAAGAACGAAUUGAAGAACUUGAAACUCUGUUACAGCAAGGUGGCUCAGGAGUUGGAGUAACUGAUCACUCUAAAAUUCUUGAGAUGCAAAAGACUAUUCAAAUUCUACAAACUGAAAAAGUAGCAUCUACUGAAAAAAUGGAAGAACUUGAAAAUAGAGUAAAAGAUGCAGAUCAAAAAUUAUCUUCUGCAGAAAACGACCGAGAUGUUUUAAGGAGAGAACAAGAACUGCUAAGUGUGGAGAAGAGACAAAUUAUUGAAGAAUGUGAACGUUUGAAGCUGGACUGUAGUAGAUUGCAGUCUUCUGCUAGGCAGCAGAGUGACACUGUGACAGGAAAGGAAGGGAUGCCGCCACAGAGGCCAUCAGUGGAGGAAGAAGUGCUCAGGCUACAGCAAGCGCUGUCUGAUGCUGAAAAUGAAAUAGUGAGACUGAAAAGUUUAAGCCAGGAUAACAGUCUCACUGAAGACAAUCUGAAACUCCAGGAGCAUGUCCAAGCUUUAGAAAAUAAGAAUUCACUAUUGAAUCAAGAAAAGGAAGAACUUCAAAUAUCACUUUUAAAAUUGAAUAAUGAAUAUGAAAUAAUUAAAAGUACAGCUACAAGAGAAAUGAAUUUGGAUUCAGAAUUAAAUGAAUUAAGACUUAAUUUGGAGGCAAAGGAGCAAGAACUCAAUCAGAGUAUCACUGAAAAGGAAGUACUGGUAGCUGAGCUAGAAGAACUGGACAAACAGAAUCAAGAAGCUACCAAGCACAUGAUUUUGAUGAAAGAUCAACUGUCAAAGCAACAAAAUGAAGGUGAUCACAUGGUCAGCAAACUGAAACAAGAUAUAAAUGAUGAAAAAGAGAGAGUACAUCAACUUGAAGCUGAUAAAAUGAACAUUACUAAGGAGUUAGAGACACAGAAAGAAAAGUUAAUUCAAAGUGAACAGGCCCGUAAUGAAUUACAUGUAACCAAACAGACACUUGAGGGGAAAGUAGAAGAUUUAGUAGAUCAGCUAAAUAAGUUGCAAAACAAUAAUUUGAACACCCAGAAGGAGAACUUUGAACUUAGGGAACAGAUGAGACAGAAUGAGGAGGAGCUUUCCCGAGUCAGGAAUGAGUUCACCCAGGCUCGUAGUCAGCUCUCUGACAGUAGCUUUCAGGAUGAUUUGCUUAAAGAAAGGGAAGAGGAAGUUAGAAACUUAAAGCAAGAUCUUUCACAAAUGGAACACAUCAGUGAAAAUCUGGAGAAAGUUGCUUUUGAUCUCAAACUGGAAAAUGAAAAGUUAGUUUUAGCAUGUGAAGAUGUGAAACAUCAGUUGGAGGAAUCACUUGCUGGUAAGAGCCAGAUUUCUCUGGAAAAGGACACCGUUGUGGAGGCUCUAAAAGUGGAGAAAGAACAUUUAGAAGCGGAAUUAUGUCAGGCUGAGAAGAGGUUCUUGGAACAAACAAACAAGUAUGAGCGUACCAUCGAAGAACUGUCACAUGCUCGUAACCUGAAUAGCUCAACCUUACAACAGGAACACGAGCAUUUCAUCAAACUCAGUCAGGAGAAAGACUUUGAAAUAUCAGAACUCAAAAAGGAUAUUGAGCAGGUGAAUGCUGAUCAUCAGGAAACUAAGGAAACCUUGUCAUCUAGUUUAGAAGAACAGAAGCAAUUGGCACAACUUUUGAAAGAGAAAGAAAUGUUUAUCGAGAAACUUCAAGGAAAAAGUUCAGAACUUCAGGAGGAGUUAGACAAAUGUACUCAGGCCUUAAGGAAAAAUGAAAUAUCAAAGCAAAUCAUCGAGGAAAAAGACAAAAGUCUUGCAUCUAUGAAAGAGGAAAACAAUCAUCUGAAAGAAGAACUGGAACGACUCAGAGAACAGCAGAGUCGAGCUCCACCUGUGGCUGACCCUAAAACACGAGACAUCGUUACAGAGCUGGAAUCGGAGGUGUCUCAGCUAAAUAUAAUAAAGGGUGAUCUUGAGGAGGAAAUCAAGCAUUACCAAGAGGUCAUCAAAGAUCAAAAUCAGAGUCAGAUGCAACUACUUCAGUCUUUACAGGAGCAGAAGAAGGAAAUGGAUGAGUUUCAAUCCCAGCAUGAGCAAAUGAAUGUCACACAUACCCAGCUCUUUAUGGAGAAAGAUGAGGAAAUUCAGAAUCUGCAAAAAACAGUUGAACAAAUCAAAACCCAGCUACGUGAAGAAAGACAGGACAUUCAAACAGAGAAUCCUGACAUUUUUCAAGAAACCAAAGUUCAGAGUCUUAAUAUAGAAAAUGGAAGUGAAAAGCAUGAUUUAUCAAAAGGUGAAACAGAAAGACUAGUGAAAGGGAUAAAAGAGCGUGAAUUGGAGAUCAAGCUGCUAAAUGAAAAGAAUAUAUCUUUAACGAAACAGAUUGAUCAGCUGUCCAAGGAUGAGGUUGGUAAACUAACUGAGAUCAUCCAGCAGAAGGAUUCUGAGAUACAGGCUCUUCACGCUCGGAUCUCCUCAGCUUCCUACAGCCAAGAUGUGUACUUUCAACAGCAGCAGCAAGCGUAUGCCAUGGAAAGAGAGAAUGUAUUAGCUGUUUUGAAUGAGAAGACUCGGGAAAAUAGCCAUCUAAAAACAGAGUACUACAAAAUGAUGGACAUAGUUGCUGCCAAAGAGGCAGCCCUCAUUAACCUACAAGAUGAAAAUAAGAAAUUGGCCACAAGAUUUGAAAGCAGUGGCCAAGAUAUGUUUAGAGAAACGGUCCAGAAUUUAUCACGUAUCAUUCGAGAGAAAGACAUCGAAAUAGAUGCGUUAAGUCAGAAGUGCCAGACUUUAUUGACAGUUCUGCAGACAUCCAGCACUGAUAAUGUGCUCGGAAGUGUUAAUAGUAAUCAGUUUGAGGAGCUUUUGCAGGAGCGUGAUAAAUUGAAACAGCAAGUGAAGAAGAUGGAGGAGUGGAAACAGCAGGUGAUGACCACAGUGCAGAACAUGCAGCGUGAGUCUGCCCAGCUCCAGGAGGAGCUUCAUCAACUGCAGGCGCAGGUUUCUGUGGACAGCGAUCAUAAUUCUCAAUUACAGGUGGACUAUACUGGCCUGAUCCAAAGUUAUGAACAGAAUGAGACCAAACUCAAAAAUUUCGGUCAGGAAUUAGCCCAAGUACAGCACAGCAUUGGGCAGCUUUGCAGCACCAAGGACCUUCUUCUGGGCAAACUGGGUGUUAUUCCACCACACUUCCGCUCUGGCUCUUCCAGCACUUCCCAGUCAGCCGAAUCUCGGAGGGAAAGUAAGUCUGAGAAGCUGAGCGAGGCUUCUGAGUUGCUUCAACACGAGAUUGAAGACCUGAGACAGUCACUGAAGGAAAAAGAUGCCACGAUUAGAACUCUGCAGGAAAACAAUCACAGGUUGUCUGAUUCUAUCGCUGCCACCUCAGAGCAAGGAAGGAGAGAGCAUGAGCAAAGUGAUUCCGAAAUGAAGCAGAUAAAGGAGAAACAAGAAGUUUUGCAGAAGUUACUUAAGGAAAAAGACCUCUUAAUUAAAGCCAAAAGCGACCAGUUACUGUCUUUAAAUGAAAGCUUCACUAACAAAGCAAAUGAGAAUGAACUUUUGAGGCAGGCAGUAACAAACCUGAAAGAGAGAAUAUUGAUGUUAGAAAUGGACAUUUCUAAACUAAAAGAGGAAAACGAAAAAAUAGUGGAAGCGUCCAGGGGAAAGGAAACUGAGUAUCAAGCCCUGCAAGAGACUAACGCAAAGUUUUCUAUGAUGCUGCGUGAGAAGGAGUUCGAAAGCCACACGAUGAAGGAGAAGGCCCUUGCGUUUGAGCAGCUGUUAAAAGAAAAAGAACAGGGCAAGACUGGGGAGUUGAAUCAACUUUUAAAUGCAGUAAAGUCAAUGCAGGAGAAAACAGUUGUGUUUCAACAGGAGAGAGACCAAGUCAUGUUGGCCCUGAAGCAGAAGCAGAUGGAAAACAGUGCCCAGCAGAACCAGGUUCAACAUUUGCGUGACAAAGAAUUACGCUUAAACCAGGAGCUAGAGAGAUUGCGUAACCAUCUUUUAGAAUCAGAAGAUUCUUAUACUCGUGAAGCUUUGGCUGCAGAAGAUAGAGAGGCUAAACUAAGAAAGAAAGUCACCGCAUUGGAGGAAAAGCUAGCUUCAUCCUCUAAUGCAAUGGAAAAUGCCAGCCAUCAAGCCAGCGUGCAGGUGGAAUCCCUGCAGGAGCAGCUGACUGUGGUCUCCAAGCAGAGGGAUGAGACGGCGCUGCAGCUGUCCAUGUCCCAGGAGCAGGUGAAGCAGUACGCCCUGUCACUGGCCAACCUGCAGAUGGUGCUCGAGCAUUUCCAGCAGGAGGAAAAAGCUAUGUAUUCUGCCGAGCUAGAAAAGCAAAACCAGCUGGUGGCUGAAUGGAGGAAGAAAGCAGAAAACAUGGAGGGAAAAGUGGUGUCAUUACAGGAACGGUUGGAUGAAGCGAAUGCUGCGUUGGAUUCAGCAUCAAGACUUACAGAACAGUUAGAUUUGAAGGAAGAACAAAUUGAAGAACUGAAGAAACAAGAUGAGCUCCGAAAGGAAAUGCUGGAUGAUGUACAAAAGAGAUUGAUGAACUUAGUAAAUAGCACAGAAGGAAAAGUGGAUAAAGUCCUGAUGAGAAACCUCUUCAUUGGACAUUUUCACACACCGAAAAAUCAGCGUCAUGAAGUGUUCCGAUUAAUGGGGAGCAUCCUGGGUAUCAAAAAGGAAGACAUGGAGCAGUUGUUUAAAGAAGAUCGGGGUGGUGUUACCAGGUGGAUGACUGGGUGGCUUGGAGGAGGAUCCAAAAGUGUACCCAGUACACCUCUGAGACCAAGUCAGCAAUCCCUGUUGAACAGUUCUUUUUCAGAACUUUUUGUUAAAUUUCUAGAAACAGAAUCUCAUCCAUCUAUUCCACCACCAAAGCUUUCUGUUCAUGAUAUGAAACCUCUAGAUUCGCCAGGAAGGAGAAAACCAGCUAUGAAUGAACCAGAAAGCUUGAAAGAAGCAACAGCUUCCGGAGCCGGUAGGAGAUCAGAUGUGAAUCCAUUCCUAGCGCCCCGCUCCGCAGCCGUGCCUCUUGUUAACCCAGCUGGACAUGGAAGUGGUGGGUCUGCACAUCUUCUUUUGAAACCCAUCUCAGAUGUUUUGCCCACAUUUACACCAUUGCCAGUGUCGUCUGACAACAGCGCGGGAGUUGUAUUGAAAGACCUUUUAAAGCAGUAGACGAUUCUCAAGCCAGAGAUCACAGAGCACUUUAAAGACAUCAGGAACACUAUGUGUAUGUACUUUCUCACAAAGCGGCCUUU